GAUUAGUUGAUAUAAUAGCUAUAUAUUUCAUAUACCUGUUACAUAUGUAGUAUAAAAUUUAUAACCAAAGUAUUGAGGCUAAUAUUUUUAACCGAAAAACUAUUUUAAAUCAUCAGAUUUUGGUUGUAUUUUUUAUAUUGUUUAACAAGUUUGUUCUCGGUUAAAGUUUGUCCAGAGAUUAGUCAUUUUUUCUGACAGGAAGAAACCUUACCCAUAGAUGAACACCUGAUAAUACUCGGAGCCUUGUAAAACACAAUGGAUUUCAUAUUUACAAUUUAUGGCGACUUAGAUAAAGUUCCUUGGUGUUAGUGUAAAGAUACGGAAUGAAUAAACCCAUUUAAAUACCCUGGUGAGGAAAAAAAACAUAGGUGGAUUUGAAACAAUGGCGUGUUUAUUUUCGCACCGACUAGUAUUGUGGGAAACGCACCCUGUCCGUUAUGAGGACAAGUGAAUCUGAUGGCGAGGAUUCAGGUCCAAUAGAGCCAACGUUUUAUCAUUAUAUUGUGGACCAAGUUUAUUUUCUCUGAAGAAAGUGCCUAUUGAGGAUAAUGUAAAAAUUCCAUGUUGAUAAAAAUCUAGAUUUUAUAGGUAGGUUAACAGGAAAACUACCUGAGAAAAAUCGUGGAACUUUUAUCUGAAGUAUAAUUAAACAUUAUAUCAGAGGGAUUAAUCAGAGAGAAGUUGAAUUUCUGAUGAUUAUCACUAUAUAAAUGAGGAGUUUGAUAAAGUUGCAAUUCUAAAAAGAAUUCAUUCCUAACUUGACCAGACUUGGGAGUUGUGUGCUUGUAAUGAUGAAAAACCUGCAAUGUGCUUACCCAGUGUGUAAUGGAAUAGUUUUCAAUCCUUGAUAGAGGAAAUACAAGUGGAGCUAUUUGGAGCAUCAUUACACCUAUAUACAUCACUAGGACGGAACGAUUCACUACUAACACAGGGAAGGAGCAUCAGCAGUACUGUACUCCUACAAAAAGGAAAUUAAUUACCCCCUUAAUGACAAGGUUAAGAGAAUGGAAAGAUAGCUGUUCAGGACUAUCAUCAUGAUGGCGGCUUCCUUACACGUCCUUGUGUGUCUCAUCCUCUGGAUUGUCUCCCCUUGUCAUGGCCAAGAUGAACUACCAGCCAUUGAAUUCAUUACACUGGAGGAACAACCGGUCGGUACAUUAAUUGGUAAAAUGUCUGAUGCAGAAGUUCUGAAAACUGAUGUAGUACCCGCAGAAUUCAACUCGUUGACCUUUCGACUGCUGGACAGUGGCACUUCCUCCCAAAGCAUAUCCGUUGUAGAACAGUCUGGAAAUGUUUACCUGGAAAAAGUCUUAGACAGGGAAGCACUCUGUGGAUAUUUGCUCAACUGCCAGUUCACUUUUGAUGUGGCUGUAAGGACAGCUUCUAACUCUUACAUCACCAUCCUUACUGCACAAGUAACAAUACAGGACAAAAAUGACCAUGUUCCUUUGUUCCCCGCCAGCUUCCUCAAUCUUCAGGUAUCGGAGAAUGAUCAAGACACAAAGUACACCAUUGCUCCCGCUGAGGAUAAAGACAUUGGAAAUUUUUCAAUUCAGAGUUAUGAAAUUGUACAACAGUCUGAUAUUUUUGGCCUUGAAAUAACAAAGAACCAGGAUCAGAGUCUCAGUUUACAAGUGAUACUGAAAAAAGAGUUGGAUCGUGAAGAGCAAAAUCGUUAUCAGUUUCAUGUAGUGGCAAAGGAUGGAGGGGACCCACCUAACUCGGGAACACUGAGCAUUUCUGUUGAGGUCCUAGAUGAGAAUGACAAUAAUCCAAAUUUUUUAGAAUCGGAGUACAGCAUGUCUGUCAAAGAAAAGACUGCAGCAGGUACGAUAGUGUUACAGGUAUUGGCUACAGAUAAAGACAUGGGUGUAAAUGGACAGAUCACUUAUCGUUUCAGUCCUCAUCAGCAAGGCCUUGAACAGAUUCAACAGGUGUUUACUAUCAGCCAGCAAACGGGUGAAAUAAGCCUGUCUAAAACUCUCUCAGCCAACCCUGGUACAGUGUUCCAGUUUUACGUAGAUGCAAGUGACCAGGGGGACCAAGCUAAAGUCACCCAACAACUGGUGACUGUCACAGUGGUCGACGGGGGCAACAACCCACCAGAACUCCUCCUUAGCUACAUCAUCACCAGCGACAACGGGGUCAUGAACAUCUCUGAAUCUGCCAAGAACGCUACACCCCUUGUUCAUGUCCGGGUUGAUGAUUCUGAUUCAGGAUUAAACGGGAAUGUGUCCUGUACCAUCAAUGAUACAAACUUCACUCUACAACCUGUGGCCGGGAAAGGCUUUAUCGUCAUGACGAAUAAUCGACUUGACCGAGAGAUUGUUCAGCGUUACUAUGUUACUGUUCUUUGUGAAGACAAGGGGUCUCCUCCUCUUAGCUCUGUGGUAAACUUUACAGUUAACGUCACAGAUGAAAAUGACAGAAUCCCAAGGUUUUCAAAAGGUGUCUACCCUGCAACUCUCACGGAAAACUCUAAUCCAGGAGGUGUGGUUACACAAGUCUCUGCCUCUGACGAUGACAUCGGUCGAAAUGCUCAAGUCAACUAUUACCUUCAUGACGACAGUGUUUCUAAAUUUGCCAUCAAUUCUCACACUGGGGUCAUAACAGCAAAUAUGAAAUUUGACCGCGAGGUCAAUCCAAGAAUAACGUUUCGAGUGCUGGCAGUUGAUGGUGGCAACCCUCAGCAGACAGGAACAGCGACUGUUGUCCUAACCAUCACAGAUAUCAAUGACAAUGCUCCGUCAUUCAAUUCCAGUGGGGUCGAAAUGAUGAUUCAGGAAAACCGUGAGCCUCUCACAAAGGUUGGAGAAUUGAAGGCUGUUGACUCUGAUGAAGGUAACAAUGGCAGAGUUGUCUACUCCUUGUUAGGUAAUGUGUCCAGAAAUCUUCCAUUCAUUGUGUAUCAGGAUGGAGUUGUUCGUGCCAAGGAAAGCUUGGACAGAGAAGUCCAAUCUGUGUAUACCUUUCAUGUUCGUGCUCGAGAUCAAGGCGACACUCCUCUAGAAACAAACAUUUCUGUGACUGUGCACAUUACUGACGAUAAUGACAAUAGUCCUGUCUUUGUUUUCCCCAAUGAUAGUAAUGAUACUGUUUCCAUUGGAUACCUGGCAGAGACGCCAUCUUGGAUCACAAAAAUUAGUGCAGCUGACAGAGACACGGAUCAGAUCAAGGCUAUUGUGUAUAGUAUUCGCCAUGGAAACGACCUUCAACUGUUUUCGAUUGACCCCUACACUGGGGACCUUUACCUUCUGAACACUCACAUGGUGUCCGAGGAUACAAGUUUCCGUCUAAUGCUUUCUGCCGAGGACAAUGGGAGCCCGCGACGGGUGACCACUCAUUCACUACACGUGAUUCUUGUGUACACAAAUGCAACAUCUCUUGCUCACAUGGCAGAAAACACAGGCAACAAAUACAUUAUUAUUUCGGCUGUGGUUGUUGUACUUACUGUUAUCUUAUCAGCCGUUAUUAUAGCUCUCAUUCUGUUUUUACGACGUAAAGAUCAACGGCAAGAACUGGCACGGAAACUAAGCAAUGAUAUCAAAAAUGAGAAUUCCAGGUAUCUUGAGAACGGGAAGGUGUGCUACGGGGAAAAACAAGACUUUUCGGGAUGCAAUGGGGAUUUAUAUAAACAGAAAAAGAAGAAAGAAGUUAGUUUCUCUUUAGAUGAGGAUUUGGACAAUGUGUUUGAUAUUUCAAGUGUGUCAGCAUACAACGUCGGCAAACAUGAGCAUGCAGAGAAGAUGAAGACAUUCCAGCCUUCAGUGACCUACGACCCCCAGACCAUUCAGACCCUACAUCUUCAUCAGCUUCUAAUACAGAACCAGGACACCAGCAAGGACAAAAAUCUUAAAAAGUUAAAUGUCAAGUCGCCACAUGAUGAUAUAAGUGACACGUCGGGGGAGACGACUACAAGUGACAGUGGCCGUGGUGGCAGUGAUAUGGACGUGCCCAGCUGUACCAAUAUGCCAGAUGAUGCUAAAGCUUACAACUUUAACAGUCACCAUGGUUACCAGUCGUCGUCAGGCUCCACAUCCUAUCUGACAUGUGGCUCCCCCACAGAUAAAGAGGAGGGAGAUCUGGUGAAGCCGCGACCAGUCUCCGACAUAUACUCCUUAUCCUCAAAACAAAAAGACUUCAAACAUUUAACGCCUCGAGAAAACUUUGAGAGGAAACACAAUUUACAAAGUAGUGCUCAAAAAACCGGUGUCAGAGGUAGUGACACAACAAGACAGAAGCCGAGUGAUUGGUCACCUUCAUAUGUGUGAGACCAAUGAGAAACUUUGUUACAUUGAAAGUCUCAUUAUCUCAUCCAAUGGCAGCAGAGGACACAUAGUGUAUAUUUCUACAAAACUGACAAAUCAAAAGACACUGGUGAUUUUAUACACAUUUUAGAUUGAACAUUUUAAUGGAGUUUGACCUUCACGUUUUACACAUAGCGUCAUGCAAAUGUUGCCAUAGUUUCCGUUGUGUAAGUUUGUGUAUCAGCAAUGCCGUCCAUUUGUGGGAUAUACAAUGUAUAUGUUACCAUGAAGAAGCUCAAAACCAAUUCCAUGUUUGUGAGUUGGCCUUGAGAUUAUUUUUGUAUUUUAUGAAGGACAGAGAUAGCCUAGUGGGACCAUGCUAAAGACUGUUGGCCUGUACAUUGAUUACUUUAGCUGUUUUAUGGUACUUUGACAUGCAAUCUACCUACAUAUCUGUUACUAUAACAUGUGUGUGAGCAUGUGACAGCCCCCAAUUGUUGGUCCUCAGUCGUACCCUACCUGUCAAUACAGGUGUGGCAUCUAGCGCUCGUUAACCUCCCACCCCUCACAUACCCAGUAGACCCUACUGUCCAUUGUUUUGGGUUGGACUUUGUCACAGUUUUGAGGGGUUAGAAAUAAGGGACAGUAUAACAACCAUUCAAAAGAAGAAAUUUGAGAAAAAAUCUUUUGAAACUUAACACGAAAUCAGCUCAACCUGAAGUAUAUAUUUCACUAUUGUAAUUUUAAGGGUAAUUAUAAAACGAGUUAAGAUAUUUUCAUCCAUAAAUUUUAAAAUGGAUUUCCCCUGAAACACAGGCCUACUGUUUUUGUUUGACUGAUGGAAUAAUCUUUAUGAGAUGAUCAGAUUUUAUCAAAUUGGAAAAUGACAUGGACAAAUUUAUAAAUACUAUAUACAUAUAUAUAUAUAUAUGGUUGCAGAGGAAGAAAAUAACAUAGAAAUAUGGAUUUGAUGGUCUGUCAAUGGUUAACUGGACAUUCUGAAUUCUUGUGAUACCAUGUGUUUGUCUAGUCUCCCACAAUGCUUUGCUAUUUGAUUGAUCACAUGUGUACACCAUAGAGGUUCAUUUAGUUUUCAAAUAGUAUUUUAUGUUUCUCAC
Mizuhopecten yessoensis (Yesso scallop) is the source of this 5365-nucleotide messenger RNA. Its product is annotated as protocadherin-7-like. Gene Ontology annotation, molecular function: calcium ion binding. The coding region runs from base 1035 to 4271 and encodes 1078 amino acids. The transcript is spliced from 6 exons. The record is from RefSeq and is a predicted model, not a curated record. NCBI's taxonomy places the organism in Eukaryota, Metazoa, Mollusca, Bivalvia, Pectinida, Pectinidae. Gene Ontology annotation, cellular component: plasma membrane. Gene Ontology annotation, biological process: homophilic cell-cell adhesion.